This is a messenger RNA of Haemorhous mexicanus (house finch), 1229 nucleotides long. RefSeq names its product synapsin-3-like. Gene Ontology annotation, cellular component: synaptic vesicle; synaptic vesicle membrane. Gene Ontology annotation, molecular function: ATP binding. The transcript has 5 exons. Gene Ontology annotation, biological process: neurotransmitter secretion. NCBI's taxonomy places the organism in Eukaryota, Metazoa, Chordata, Aves, Passeriformes, Fringillidae. The coding region runs from base 180 to 917 and encodes 245 amino acids. The record is from RefSeq and is a predicted model, not a curated record.
GAAGGAAAAUAUAGCUGACAAAAUUAGGCAUAUAUCUCCAGCACAAUUUCAAGGGGUAAAGCCUGCCUGCCUGGACUUUAAGGAAGUACCCACACAGCCACAGAGGCAUCCUCCAGGACUGGUAACAGCACUGCUCAGCCUUGCUCUUGCUGACAAAGUUUCCCCACAACACUGCAACGAUGAAUUUCCUCCGGCGGCGUCUCUCAGACAGUAGCUUCGUGGCAAACCUGCCCAAUGGCUACAUGAUGGACUUGCAGCGCCCCGACAGCUCCACGAGCUCCCCGGUUUCUCCUGCCACGGAGAGAAAGCACCUGCAGCCACCCCAGCCCUCACACUCCUCCUCUACUGGCAGCAGCAUCUUCAGCUCCAUCUCCAGCGCCAUGAAGCAAACCACACAGGCGGCUGCGGGACUGAUCGAGCACUCGGCCGGCCCCACACCCCCCAUGGCACAGAAACCCAGGAUCCUCCUGGUGAUCGAUGACGCACACACGGACUGGGCCAAAUAUUUCCAGGGGAAGAAGGUGAAUGGAGAAUUUGAUAUCCGAGUGGAACAGGCUGAGUUCUCAGAGUUGAACCUGGCUGCUUACGUCAUGGGUGGCUGCAUGGUGGACAUGCAGGUCAUGAGGAACGGCACCAAGGUGGUCAGGUCUUUCAAGCCGGAUUUUGUCCUGAUCCGCCAGCAUGCCUACAGCAUGGCACUGGGGGAAGACUUCCGCAGCCUCAUCAUCGGCCUCCAGUACGGUGGCGUCCACACGGUCAACUCCCUCUACUCCAUCUACAACUUCUGCAGCAAGCCCUGGGUGUUCUCUCAGCUCAUUAAAAUCUUCAACUCGCUGGGCCCUGAGAAGUUCCCCCUGGUGGAGCAAACGUUCUUCCCAAGCCAUAAGCAGAUGGUGAGUAACUUUGCUUUCUUCUGAUGCGACUAUGGAUGAGAUGGAGACAACUUAUGCAAGCUGAGCACAGGAAAUUGUGGUGGGAAUGCUGGGAAGAGUCUAAAUUUUGCUUACAGAAAAAUACUAGCUAAAAAGUGCUAUGCAAAAGGCACUGCUUGGGAACCUCUUUCCUUUCUUGCCCAGCCCUCCCCUAGGUCAUGUAAGGGCCCUGAAAAAAUGUACAAGAGGCUCAAAGGCUCAAAACUAAAGCAGAAUUCCAUUUUAAAACACAGUCAACAAAAAGCUCAUCCCUUAGAGCAAAGAAUCACUCUAUUCAGACAAACUGGAUUUUCCCUA